Loxodonta africana (African savanna elephant) is the source of this 10712-nucleotide messenger RNA. It is a transcript of the gene PIKFYVE, whose product is annotated as phosphoinositide kinase, FYVE-type zinc finger containing. Gene Ontology annotation, molecular function: ATP binding; metal ion binding; 1-phosphatidylinositol-5-kinase activity. The transcript has 46 exons. Gene Ontology annotation, cellular component: cytoplasmic vesicle; vesicle membrane. NCBI's taxonomy places the organism in Eukaryota, Metazoa, Chordata, Mammalia, Proboscidea, Elephantidae. The record is from RefSeq and is a predicted model, not a curated record. The coding region runs from base 558 to 6911 and encodes 2117 amino acids. Gene Ontology annotation, biological process: phagosome-lysosome fusion; phosphatidylinositol metabolic process; regulation of reactive oxygen species biosynthetic process.
ACCAUGUAAGCGGCUUCGCUUCCUGCCGCAUCCGCCGGCGGUGCCCGUAGUCCCCGGGAGUCUCGCUUCCUGCGCUUCAGCGGGGCGAAGCGGCGGCUAGCCAGGAUCCAUCUGACAUCAGCAAUGAUAUCCCUGGUUCCACGUCCUCUUCUGAAACCGGCGUGAAUUUCUGGCAGUUCCCUGUCGAUAUACUGCUGCAGCUGUUUUUGAAUGAUCUUCAGCAGACUUUUGCUUGCGUGUGAUACUGAUGAUAUUGUUCUAUAAUUUCCACAUUCCGUUGGAUCACCUUUCUUGGGAAUAGGCGUAAAUAUGGAUCUCUUCCUAUCAGUUGGCCAGGAAGCUGUCUUCCAUAUUUCUUGGCAUAGCCAAGUGAGCACCUCCAGCGCUGCAUCUGUUUGUUGAAACAUCUCAAUUGAUAUUCCAUCAAUUCCUGAAGCCUUGUUUUUCGCCAAUGCCUUCAGAGCAGCUUGGACUUCUUCCUUCAGUACCACCGGUUCCUGAUCAUAUGCUACUUCUUGAAAUGGUUGAACAUAGACUAAUUCUUUUUGACUCAUGAAAUGGCCACAGAUGACAAGGCUUCCCCAACACUGGACUCGGCUAAUGAUUUGCCUCCAUCUCCUACUAGCCCUUCUCACCUCACACACUUUAAGCCUUUGACUCCUGAUCAGGAUGAGCCUCCUUUUAAAUCUGCAUAUAGCUCUUUUGUAAAUCUCUUUCGAUUUAACAAAGAGAGAGCAGAAGGGGGACAGGGAGAGCAGCAGUCUCUGAGUGGAAGUUGGACCAGCCCUCAGCUUCCUGUAAGGACACAAUCUGUGAGGUCACCUACACCUUAUAAAAAACCGCUUAAUGAGGGACUCCAUCGGCGAUCUUCAACUGUAUCAGCAGAGAACAGUUUGCAGCAUCCCCAGGAGAGCACAGAUGCAAGAAGGAAACCAGAACCUAACUUUGGAGGUCAUGACCCUCGUACAGCUGUUCAGCUUCGAAGCCUCAGUACAGUAUUAAAACGCCUGAAGGAGAUCAUGGAGGGGAAAAGCCAGGAUAGUGACCUGAAGCAAUAUUGGAUGCCAGAUAGCCAGUGUAAAGAGUGCUAUGACUGUAGUGAGAAAUUUACAACCUUUAGACGUAGGCACCAUUGCCGACUGUGUGGGCAGAUUUUCUGCAGUCGUUGCUGUAAUCAAGAAAUCCCUGGAAAAUUUAUGGGCUACACAGGAGACCUCCGAGCUUGUACAUACUGUAGAAAAAUAGCCUUAAGUUAUGCUUAUUCCACAGACAGCAAUUCCAUUGGGGAAGACUUGAAUGCUCUUUCAGAUUCUGCCUGUUCUGUGUCUGUGCUCGAUCCGAGUGAACCCCGAACACCUGUUGGGAGUAGAAAAGCCAGCCGCAACAUAUUUUUAGAGGAUGAUUUGGCCUGGCAAAGUUUGAUUCAUCCAGACUCCUCCAAUACUGCACUGUCCACAAGACUUGUAUCUGUUCAGGAGGAUGCUGGAAAAUCUCCUGCUCGAAAUAGGUCGGCCAGCAUUACUAACCUGUCACUGGAUCGAUCUGGUUCUCCUAUGGUACCUUCAUAUGAGACAUCUGUCAGUCCCCAGGCUAACCGAACAUAUGUUAGAACAGAGACCACUGAGGAUGAACGCAAAAUUCUUCUGGACAGCGUUCAGUUAAAGGACCUGUGGAAGAAAAUCUGCCAUCACAGUAGUGGAAUGGAGUUUCAGGAUCACCGCUACUGGCUGAGAACACAUCCCAACUGCAUUGUAGGGAAGGAUUUAGUCAACUGGCUAAUCCGAAAUGGACACAUUGCUACAAGGGCACAGGCUAUAGCAAUUGGACAAGCAAUGGUUGAUGGACGAUGGCUGGACUGUGUCAGUCAUCACGAUCAGCUUUUCAGGGAUGAGUACGCACUGUACAGACCCCUGCAGAGUACGGAUUUCUCCGAGACGCCUUCUCCAGACAGUGACUCAGUGAACUCUGUGGAAGGACACUCUGAGCCAUCUUGGUUUAAAGACAUAAAGUUUGAUGACAGCGACACAGAACAGAUAGCUGAGGAUGGUGACGAUAAUUUGGCUAAUUCUGCCAGUCCUAGCAAGCGCACAUCAGUCAGCAGUUUCCAGUCCACAGUGGACAGUGACUCAGCUGCUUCCAUCAGCCUGAACGUGGAGCUGGACAACGUGAACUUCCAUAUCAAGAAGCCCUCCAAGUACCCACAUGUGCCCCCUCACCCUGCUGACCAAAAAGAGUAUUUGAUUUCUGACAAUGGCGGACAACAGCUCUCGAUAAGUGAUGCCUUCAUCAAAGAAUCGUUAUUUAAUCGUCGGGUAGAGGAAAAAUCCAAAGAACUUCCUUUCACACCUUUGGGCUGGCAUCAUAACAACCUGGAGCUCCUGAGGGAGGAGAAUGGAGAGAAACAAGCAAUGGAGAGAUUGCUUUCAGCUAAUCAUAACCACUUGAUGGCACUACUCCAACAGUUGCUCCAUAAUGAGACAUUGUCACCAUCCUGGAGGGACAUCAUUGUGCCACUGGUCUGCCAGGUUGUUCAGACAGUCCGACCUGAUGUCAAGAACCGGGAUGAUGACAUGGAUAUUCGUCAGUUUGUCCACAUCAAAAAAAUCCCAGGUGGAAAGAAGUUUGAUUCUGUGGUUGUCAAUGGCUUUGUUUGUACCAAAAACAUUGCACAUAAAAAGAUGAAUUCUUGUAUUAAAAAUCCCAAAAUUCUUUUGUUGAAGUGUUCCAUUGAGUAUCUUUACAGAGAAGAAACCAAGUUUACUUGCAUAGAUCCUAUUGUGCUUCAGGAAAGGGAAUUCUUGAAGAAUUACGUUCAGCGAAUAGUUGAUGUUCGGCCCACAUUGGUUCUAGUUGAGAAAACCGUGUCUCGGAUUGCCCAGGACAUGUUGCUGGAACAUGGCAUUACUUUGGUUAUUAAUGUAAAAUCCCAAGUUUUAGAUCGAAUCAGUCGUAUGACUCAAGGUGAUUUAGUAAUGUCGAUGGACCAGCUGCUUACAAAACCACACCUGGGCACCUGUCACAAAUUUUAUAUGCAGAUGUUCCAGCUGCCUAAUGAACAAACCAAAACGCUGAUGUUUUUUGAAGGCUGUCCACAGCACCUAGGCUGCACAAUCAAGCUUAGAGGAGGCUCUGAUUAUGAGCUGGCCCGAGUUAAGGAGAUCCUGAUAUUUAUGAUCUGUGUAGCUUAUCAUUCUCAACUAGAAAUCUCUUUCCUCAUGGAUGAAUUUGCUAUGCCGCCCACAUUAACUCAAAACUCUUCCUUCCACUCUCUGAUUGAGGAAUGUGGAGAGGAAGGCGCUGCACAAGAGCAGUUCAGUGGAAGUCCCCUGCCCCGGGACCCUGACUUCCCUCCUGACAGGCUGCCCAUGAUAUCAGAGGCUCUGCCCUCUGAUGAUAGCAGUUUGUUGGAAUCAAGGAUUGUGUUUGAGAAGAAUGACCAGGAAAAUAAAAGUGUUCUGCAGGAUGUCUCUUUGAAGCAUCAAGAGUGUGCCACAACAGCUUGCGUGUCUGGGAUCCCCUGUGCUCUCUUCCCAUUGUUACCAGGAUCAUUGCUGCCGCUGCACAUGGAUGACCAACAGGAUGUCGUAGUCAAUGAGGAACCGGAGACUUUGCAACAAGCAGAUGAGCUGCAGGAUCCCAAAAGCCAGAUGAGAGCCUUUAGAGACCCUCUGCAGGAUGACACAGGAUUAUAUGUUGCAGAGGAAAUCACCUCCUCUGAAGAUAAACGAAAGACUUAUUCUUUGGCCUUCAGGCAAGAAUUAAAAGAUGUGAUCCUGUGUAUCUCUCCAGUAAUCACAUUCCGGGAGCCCUUCCUUUUAACUGAAAAGGGGAUGAGGUGCUCUACCCGAGAUUAUUUUGCAGAGCAGGUUUACUGGUCUCCUCUCCUCAAUAAGGAGUUCAAAGAAAUGGAGGGCAGGAGGAAGAAGCAGCUGCUCAGGGAUCUUGCUGGACUUCAGGGCAUGAAUGGAAGUAUUCAGGCCAAGUCUAUUCAAGUCUUGCCCUCGCAUGAGCUAGUGAGCACUAGAAUUGCCGAGCAUCUGGGUGAUAGCCAGAGCUUGGGUAGGAUGCUGGCCGAUUACCGGGCCAGAGGAGGAAGAAUUCAGCAAAAAAAUUUAGAUCCUUUUGCUCAUUCAAAGGAUGCCUUAGGUACUUCCAAUGGCAAAUCAGGAAGCAGAGCUGAGAGUGAGGAAGAGAAAGGGUUGAUUCCGAGUGAUGCAUCGUGGUCGACGAAGGUGGACUGUUUGAACCCUGUCAACCACCAGAGACUCUGUGUGCUCUUCAGCAGCUCCUCUGCCCAGUCCAGCAAUGCCCCCAGCGCCUGCGUUAGUCCUUGGAUUGUAACAAUGGAAUUUUAUGGAAAGAAUGAUCUUACAUUAGGAAUAUUUUUAGAGAGAUACUGUUUCAGGCCUUCCUAUCAGUGUCCUAGCAUGUUCUGUGACACCCCCAUGGUGCAUCAUAUUCGGCGUUUUGUCCACGGCCAAGGCUGUGUACAGAUAAUCCUGAAGGAAUUGGAUUCUCCAGUACCUGGAUACCAACAUACAAUUCUCACAUAUUCCUGGUGCAGAAUCUGCAAACAGGUAACACCUGUUGUUGCUCUUUCCAAUGAGUCCUGGUCCAUGUCCUUCGCAAAGUACCUUGAGCUUAGGUUUUAUGGGCAUCAGUACACUCGCAGAGCCAAUGCUGAGCCAUGUGGUCACUCCAUCCACCAUGAUUAUCACCAAUAUUUCUCUUAUAACCAGAUGGUGGCAUCUUUCAGUUAUUCUCCCAUUCGUCUUCUUGAAGUAUGUGUUCCACUCCCCAAAAUAGUUAUUAAACGUCAGGCCCCUUUGAAAGUGUCGCUUCUUCAGGAUCUGAAGGAUUUCUUUCAAAAAGUUUCACAGGUGUAUCUUGCUGUUGAUGAAAGGCUUGCCUCUUUGAAAACUGAUACAUUUAGCAAAACUAGAGAGGAAAAAAUGGAAGAUAUCUUUGCACAAAAGGAGAUGGAAGAAGGCGAGUUCAAGAACUGGACUGAGAAGAUGCAAGCAAGGCUCAUGUCUUCCUCUGUAGAUACCCCUCAGCAACUGCAGUCAAUCUUUGAGUCACUCAUUGCCAAGAAACAAAGUCUUUGUGAAGUACUGCAAGCUUGGAAUAACAGGUUGCAGGACCUUUUCCAGCAAGAAAAGGGUAGAAAACGACCUUCAGUUCCUCCAAGUCCUGGAAGACUGAGACAAGGGGAAGAAAGCAAGACAAGUACAAUGGAUGCAUCUCCACGGAAUGUUUCUCCAGGACUUCAAAAUGGUGAAAAAGAGGAUCGCUUCUUAACUACCCUGUCCAGUCAGAGCUCCACCAGUUCUACCCAUCUCCAGCUGCCAACUCCACCUGAAGUCACAUCUGAGCAGAUGGUAGGAGGGCCCCCUGAACUUGAUACAGCCAGCAGUUCCGAAGAUGUGUUUGAUGGACAUUUGCUGGGAUCCACAGACAGCCAGGUGAAGGAAAAAUCAACCAUGAAAACCAUCUUUGCAAAUUUGCUUCCAGGAAAUAGCUAUAAUCCUAUUCCAUUUCCUUUUGAUCCAGAUAAACACUACUUGAUGUAUGAACAUGAACGGGUGCCCAUUGCAGUCUGUGAGAAGGAACCUAGCUCCAUCAUUGCUUUCGCUCUCAGUUGUAAAGAAUACCGAAAUGCCUUAGAGGAAUUGUCCAAAGCGACCUUGCGAAACAAUGCCGAAGAAGGGCCUCAAACAAAUAGUACUUUAGACAGCAGACCAAAGAGCAGCAGCCCUAUUAGAUUACCUGACAUCAGUGGAGGACAGACAAGCCGGACAUCAGAAGCAGAAUCACAACCAACCAAAAAGGCUUCUGGAGUGUUGUCCUUCUUCCGAGGGACAGCAGGGAAAAGCCCUGACCUCUCUUCCCAGAAGAGAGAGACCUUACGUGGAGCAGAUAGUGCUUACUACCAGGUUGGGCAGACGGGCAAGGAGGGGACGGAGAAUCAAGGCAAUGAGCCUCAAGAUGAGGCAGAUGGAGGAGAUACACAAAAGAAACAACUCACAAAUCCUCAUGUGGAGCUUCAAUUUUCCGAUGCUAAUGCCAAAUUUUACUGUCGCCUCUACUACGCGGGAGAGUUUCAUAAGAUGCGUGAAGUGAUUCUAGGCAGCAGUGAAGACGAUUUCAUUCGUUCCCUUUCCCACUCAUCACCAUGGCAGGCCCGAGGAGGCAAAUCAGGAGCUGCUUUCUAUGCGACAGAAGAUGAUAGAUUCAUUUUGAAGCAAAUGCCUCGUCUGGAAGUCCAGUCUUUCCUCGACUUUGCACCACACUACUUCAAUUAUAUCACAAAUGCUGUUCAACAAAAGAGGCCCACCGCAUUGGCCAAAAUUCUUGGAGUUUACAGAAUUGGUUAUAAGAACUCUCAGAAUAACACUGAGAAGAAGUUAGACCUCCUUGUCAUGGAAAAUCUUUUCUAUGGGAGAAAGAUGGCACAGGUUUUUGAUUUGAAGGGCUCUCUUAGGAAUCGAAAUGUGAAAACCGAUACUGGGAAAGAGAGUUGUGAUGUAGUUCUGCUGGAUGAAAAUCUCUUAAAGAUGGUUCGAGACAACCCACUGUAUAUCCGUUCUCAUUCCAAAGCUGUGCUGAGAGCGUCUAUCCAUAGCGACUCUCAUUUCCUUUCUAGUCACCUCAUUAUAGAUUAUUCUUUACUGGUUGGUCGAGAUGAUACCAGCAAUGAGCUGGUAGUUGGAAUUAUAGAUUAUAUUCGAACAUUUACAUGGGACAAAAAGCUUGAAAUGGUUGUAAAAUCAACAGGAAUUUUAGGAGGACAAGGUAAAAUGCCAACUGUUGUCUCUCCAGAAUUGUACAGGACUAGAUUUUGUGAAGCAAUGGACAAGUAUUUCCUGAUGGUACCAGACCACUGGACAGGCUUGGGUCUGAACUGUUGAAGUGUGAAGCACAUAUUUUGAAAUGGACUGUAAAGGAGAAGGGCCUAGAACAAAGGACCAAAAAUAAGCUACAUGUUUUAUUUCUUCAUCAGAUUCACCACUGUAUGUGAAGGCCUCUCAGUUCUGUGGCUGUUGUAGGCCAUCCAUAACUGAAGGGCAAAAGCUGCAUGGAUUUGCACUCUGGGUUGUGGUACCUGUGAAAGCUAUUUGUAGGCUGGGAAGUUGCAUGAACUUUUUCUCACUUAAGCUAAAGUAUAGGGACACAUUUCAAAGAGCUAAAGGACAUAGUUGAAGGUAUGUUAGAGAUGAGGCGAUAGGGUGAAAAUGGAUAGUCAUGUUUGCUAACUUAAGGUGUUAAGGAAACAGUGUCUUAUAGAUAUGACUGUCCUGGCAUCACAUUGGACACCUUCUUUAUUUUGAAAGUGUUUAUAGAGUUGGUGAGUUUGUUUUGUGUUUCUUAUGUAACAAUUUAAUGUUACUCAUCAAAAUUUCUGAAGCCUUUAAAAAAAUUCCUAAUUAUUCCAUUUAUGGCCAGUUAAGCAGGUUGGCAUGACCUGUUUUUUUUUUUUUUUUUGAGCAGUUUGACUUAAACUAGAAUCCUGUCAUGUUCAGUAUCUCCUCAGCUUGAUUCGUUUUGAGUAUGUUUGAUGUUUUUAAAGGUCUUUCUUUACUCCUCUGUGGGUGACAGGAGACUACAGCCAUUAACUUUAAGCCUUUUUUGGAGCUAUUUUUUAAAGCUUGUUUACAACUUUGAAACGGUGGUCACUAAAUCCGCAAAGGGAGAAUUAUUAAUGAAGGCUCUUUUUUUUUUAACCUAAAAAAUUAGACCUGAUCCCAAGGAAGUAUGGUGAGAAGGAAGCACUUGCUUGUUUUUUAUAGAGGGUAAAGUGUGUUUUUAUUGAAAGCCAGCAAUUUAAGUGGCAUCCAGAAAGUUUCCAGGGUAGACAUCCCUGUUUUCUAGCUUUACUACACAUUGACCAGCUCUGGCUACUGAGAAACGUUAAGAGACAGUUAUUCUUCUAUGGGACUUCCUGUUUAAUGGUCAGAGGUUUUGGUUUUAAAAGUGAUAAGAGGUACUAAAUUAUCUUUGAGGAAAUAUUGUAACACAGAAUAUUUCCUCUUGGCUUCUUUCUGCAACAAGGAUAAUUUGGGGAUUUUUAAAGUUUUAAGCUUUCUUCUCUUGGCUUUCCUAUAUUAGCAUAUUUCUUCACUAUUUAAUCUUGCAAUUUUCAUAUAAGGAAAAAAUAUGGAUAUAUUUCAAUUACAUAGACUAUAGGUACAUGAAAGAGGAACCUUUUGGAAAGUUUGCUUUAGAGAAUGAAAGCAUUAGUUUGGUAUUUGGUGCUUAUUAGAAACGUGGUUUGUUCUGAACUCGAGCAAGUUGGGGAUUUAUGACUGAUGAUAAAUGCUUUUUUUUUUUUUAACAUGUAUGUGCCUCGUGAAGAUGUACAAAACACUGAUGGUUUUAGUUUUGAUAUCAAAGACUAGUAAAGGAGUUGCACAAAGGUGAAAGAUAUGUGGACCAUUAUUACUUCUUAUGUGUCCAGGAACGAUGUGUUUUCAAUGUACACACUGUCUCUUUCCUUACUUUGUGUCAGGUUAUUUGGCGUUAUUUAUCCUGUCCAUUUCCUGCACCACUACUCAUGAGUGCUCCAAGUAGAAGGUGUCUUCCCUUACCCGUAAUCAGGUUGGUUGUUUGUUUUAGUCUAAAUACCAUGUGCGUUGCCAGACUGCUCUAUGGGAAUAGCUCCUGACAGUGUAUGUGUUAAUGUUGAUUUUGUUUACCUUGCUCAUGAUUGAAAAAUUGUUUAUUAAAGCACUGCUGCCUCUUAGGUAAUUCUGUGGUUAAAAAAAAUUCCAGUGUGCUAAGUUCUGAAGCAAUAGUUGCUGCCUUGCAAGGAUGAUCUGCCUUUUUAAAGCUAAUGUCUGGGCUGUAUUAAUGAAGGGCAAUAUAAAAUUUAACUCUUUGUUUUGAAUGGUAGAACCAUAUCCCCAAACCCCUCGUGGUCUUUUAUAGGCCACCAUCGUAGAUAUAAUCUGUUUCAAAUAUUGUGCUACUUGUGUUAAGAAUUAAAUGGCUGAGCGUUUCCCUUCUUGAAUUCCCUUUCAAGGCCUAGAAAAUACUAAUGUUGAAAAGUCAGGGAUGAGGAAGAAAUCUUAAUCCUUAGAGUAAAAUAUGAGCCCUGAGAAUAAUUGGCAAUAGCAGAAGAAAACUGUGUGAACAUGUUGCUUUGUACAAAAAUAUUAUUCAUAAAUGAAGCUUUUGAUGCCAUCCAAAAUUCAUUAAAAAAUAUGGGUUUACUUUUUUCCUAUCCAAGCCUGAGAAAAACAAGGUGAAUACGCAAGCUGCUGCGAACCCUUUUGUAGUGUAUGGAACACUUCAAAUUUAUACUCAAAAUUUCCUGCAAAAUGUUCUUAUAAUUUUUCCUUGAUCCAGCAGUGAGUCGUUUUCUAGCGUUGUCUUUCGUUGGGUGUUGUAAACAGUAGGGUUGUACUCAUUUUUGUGGUAUCAGGUUUUCUCCUUGGCAUUUUACCAUUAAUAGUGCGCUUGUAUAAAACUGCCAAGGAAGGUAAUCCAUAUGUAGAAAGUUGACUUAGCAGAGUGAAAACUAUUGUGGGCCUGAUGGUGAAACAGGUCAGGCUAUUCAUUAUUUCUCAAGUGUUAACAUACUGACUUACGCAGUAUUCAAAUGGUCUAGUGCAAUGCCUUUUUUUGUUUGUUUUUGUAACACGGGUGCAGUGUAUUAUAGAAAAAUAAAAAUUCCAAUCAUGAGCAGUUUUUGAGAAUGCUGCUUUAUCGGUUUUGUAAAAAAUGUACAUUGCGUUUUUUGACGUUUAAUUUUAACUAAAUGACGCUGUAAAUCAUAAUUGCCUCUUUUGAGAAAUUCUAUUAACAAUAUUAAAAGUACUUAAUGUAUCAUAUUGUAUAUAUUUCUCUACAUUGGUUCCGGCUGUGUUUUAUAUGAUUGGAUCUUAUUUAAAAGAUAACUGACUUGACCCCUUUUGGAGACUCGUACUGUAAAUAAAGGCACUUACAAUAAACUGAGAAUGUACUUACUCCACUUAGCCUUGACUCUGUUCGAGGAAAUUAACAACCAAGAGAAUCUGGUGCGUCAGCCUACCCCCUGGUUUAGAAGCGGUGCCCAGUCUUCCUAUUUUGUUUCUUCCCCGACUAAAUUAACACCCGGAAAUGGGUCUUAAAGCAGUCUUUCGUUCCGCCAGUAACGGCUGUGGGCGUGCGGCCUUCCCGUCCUUCCGUGUUUCCGCUUUCUUGAUAGGGCCGCGACAAAGUUCUGCCCUUCCCCUGCCGGGAUUGGCUGCCUCCGCCUCAGGGCCGGAGUUCUUUCCGCUACAAGUUCUCCCGCGCGGGGCGAGGCGUCUUUUCUCGUGCUACCUGAGGGUGCCGUCCCUGUGUCACCUGCCGCCGUGGGCUCGCGACCGUGAGGUCCACCUCGCGGCGCCUGGACUCAUGAGGGCGAAGUGGCGGAAGAAGCGGAUGCGGAGGUACGUGGCGCUGCGAGCUCUGUACCCACUCACGUCGAAGUCGCUGUGUCGGAGAUUGAUUAAUUCCUGACAAAAUGCCUACGUUAAUGGCUAAAACGAAAGAGAAGAAAGAUGAGACAGAGAUCCAAGUAAAGUGUUUUGAAAAGUGAUAAAGCCAUGGAGUGAGAUAAAUCACCAGCUGCUGCCCUAGAAAUUGCUUCCGAUGUCUUCACCUCUUGAAAGAAGAUUUUUCUUUUUUGUAAAUCUCUUUUCCUGAUUUGUUAUAUAGAAAAUAAAGAUGUUAUGGUAGUAAAUUGU